Messenger RNA from Vicia villosa (hairy vetch), 2154 nucleotides. RefSeq names its product flavonoid 3'-monooxygenase CYP75B137-like. Gene Ontology annotation, molecular function: monooxygenase activity; oxidoreductase activity, acting on paired donors, with incorporation or reduction of molecular oxygen; iron ion binding. Lineage: Eukaryota; Viridiplantae; Streptophyta; Magnoliopsida; Fabales; Fabaceae. The record is from RefSeq and is a predicted model, not a curated record. The coding region runs from base 316 to 1854 and encodes 512 amino acids. The transcript has 2 exons.
UCAUCAUCACCUUGAUUAUGUUUACUUGUGAACACAAUUGUCCUCCGGCACUCGCACUUUAAUUGUAUUAGAUUCUAUUUCUUGGAGACUCCACUUAAAUUGUCCUUCCACCGUUCAUGUAUAAUCCAUAUUGUCGUUUUUGGAGUAUCCAUCCACCGUUCUUGCAAAGUACUUAUUGUCGUUUUCCCAAUAUCUAUUGCAGUUCUAGCUCUCACGUUAUUCUAUCUUCAUUAUCUUUACCUACAUAAUAACAUCUUCUACUAUUUCCUUUCUAAAUCUCAAACACAUCAACAAUAGCAAUACACAAAUAGAAUCAUGAUUCUCUACGGUGUUGACAGCACAACACUCAUCGUGGCACUCUUUAUAAUAACCGCAGUAACUUGGUAUAUUUACCUCUUCUUCUUCAAAUCGAAAUUCCAAAAUUUACCGCCAGGCCCAUCGGGCUUUCCUAUCUUCGGGAACCUUCUAUCUCUACAACCAGAACUCCACACUUACUUCGCCGGGCUGGCCCAAUCUCACGGCCCGAUCUUCAAGCUCUGGCUCGGAAGCAAACUCGGAAUCGUGGUGAGUUCACCUUCCACGGCGCGUGAGGUUCUUAAAGAACACGACACCGUUUUCGCCAACCGCGACGUACCUGCCGCCGGCAGAGCAGCAACUUACGGAGGCUUGGAUAUAGUAUGGAGUCCGUAUGGAGCAGAGUGGAGGAUGCUGAGGAAAAUUUGCGUUGUGAAGAUGCUUAGUAAUACGACUCUUGAUUCCGUUUACGAGCUCCGCCGUGGUGAAGUUCAGAGAACGAUUGGGUAUAUUCAUGAUCAGGUUGGUUCGAAAGUGAAUAUCGGGGAGCAAGUUUUUUUAACUGUGUUGAACGUGAUUACGAACAUGAUGUGGGGUGCGGCGGUGGAAGGGGAAGAGAGGGAGAGUUUAGGGGCGGAAUUCAGGGAGGCGGUGGCGGAGAUGACACAGCUUUUGGGGAAGCCGAAUCUGUCGGACUUUUUCCCCGGGUUGGCUAGAUUUGAUUUGCAAGGUGUGGUGAAAGAGAUGAAUGCUUUGGUUCCUCGUUUUGAUAGGAUAUUCGAGAAGAUGAUUGGUGAACGUAUGAAGAAGAAGAAGGAAGAGGAAGGAAAAGAGAAUGAAAGUAAAGAUUUUCUACAGUUUUUGUUGAAUUUGAAGGAAGAAGGUGAUUCCAAGACUCCAUUCACAAGCACUCAUGUUAAGGCACUUCUCAUGGAUAUGGUAGUGGGUGGAUCAGACACAUCUUCCAACACAAUUGAGUUUGCCAUGGCAGAAAUGAUGAACAAGCCGGAAGUGUUGAGGAAGGUUCAAGAGGAGUUAGAAUCUGUAGUUGGAAAAGAUAAUCUAGUAGAAGAGUCUCAUAUUCAUAAGCUACCCUAUUUACAUGCAGUGAUGAAAGAAACCCUUCGUUUGCACCCAGUGCUUCCGCUUAUGGUCCCUCAUUGUCCAAGUGAAACCACAAACAUUGGAGGCUACACGAUUCCAGAGGGAUCUCGUGUGUUUGUUAACGUUUGGGCUAUUCAUAGAGAUCCUUCUAUUUGGAAGAAUCCAUUGGAAUUUGAUCCCGCAAGGUUCUUGGAUGGGAAGUGGGAUUACAGUGGGAAUGAUUUCAGUUAUUUUCCAUUUGGUUCUGGAAGAAGGAUUUGUGCUGGAAUAGCAAUGGCUGAGAGGACUGUUUUGUACUUUACAGCUACCCUGGUGCACUUGUUUGAUUGGUCAAUACCCCAAGGAGAAAAUUUUGACGUUUCAGAGAAAUUUGGUAUUGUUCUCAAAAAGAAAACGCCUCUGCUUGCUAUUCCAACGCCACGAUUGUCCAACCCAGAUUUUUAUAGAGAGAAUUGAACUAAUUAUAUUAUGCCAGUGAAUGCUACGAAGGUGGAUGGUUGAAAAUGGUUCAAAAAUAUAAGUUGCGUUUUGAGAUGUUAAUAAGCUUCUCUUACGCAGAGCAACAUUAUUAGAGUUUUGAACUAUUUUCAAUUCAAGCAUCAGUCCAUCAAGAAAUCAUCUAGUAUAUGUAUUCUUGUCAGGCAAUCUGGAUUCACUACUCAAUGCCAAUUUUUAUGUAUCAAGUUUUUUUCUUCUUUUUUGUUUUGAAAAUCUGUAUCAAGUAUUUUUCUGAGAGGUCAUUACUUUUCUUUUAAA